Molecule: messenger RNA, 2836 nt
Organism: Chiloscyllium plagiosum (whitespotted bambooshark)
Lineage: Eukaryota; Metazoa; Chordata; Chondrichthyes; Orectolobiformes; Hemiscylliidae
Source: RefSeq, a predicted model, not a curated record
GGUCGAGUCCCAGCACCUGCAAAGUUUGAUAUUUGCCAACAAAAUGUCAGGUUUCUUUCCCAAAGCAUUAAGACAAACUCCUUGGUCCAGGAAGGAAAUGCAGCCCCAUCCUCGCAAUGCCAGUUUGAAAUUGUGUCGUCUUCUCUGGUGCAGACAACACAGGAAGAUAUAAAUGAGUUGAAUUUACCUAAAACUUGUGAAAUAGUUUUCCCAGAUCCUGAUGACCUCCUCAACUUCAAGCUCAUCAUCUGUCCGGAUGAAGGGUUCUAUAAAGGAGGGAAAUUUGUGUUUAGCUUUAAGGUUGGACAAGGGUACCCUCACGACCCUCCGAAGGUGAAAUGUGAAACUAUGGUAUAUCAUCCAAACAUCGAUCUAGAAGGCAAUGUUUGCCUAAACAUCCUCAGAGAGGACUGGAAACCUGUAUUAACAAUAAACUCUAUAAUUUAUGGGCUACAGUACCUUUUUUUGGAACCUAACCCUGAGGACCCCCUGAACAAGGAGGCAGCAGAAGUCCUUCAGAACAACAGACGUCUCUUUGAACAGAAUGUGCAGCGAUCCAUGCGGGGAGGCUACAUUGGCUCCACUUACUUUGAGCGAUGCCUUAAAUAGGGGCUCAGAGAGCACAAACUGAGGCCACAGAGAGAGAGGAAAAAAAAUCUGACAUACUUCGAUAUAUAAAAACAUUACAAAAUACUCGACUGAAAGCAGGAGGGCCAUAGAGAGACUGAGGGGGCAGUUUCCACUUACGCCUCUCAGCAUAUUUGCCACAGGAAGGAAAUCUCCGAAUUGGAAUUUUAAAAAUAAAAAGAGGACUGCUUGAUUGUCGUACUAGCUCUAGAGCAUGCCAGGAAGUUUGAAAUAGUUUUGGUUCUCUCCUUCCCCCUCCCCUGCCCCAACAACCCCCACCCACUCAAUUAAAUUUAUUGUAAGUGUAUUUCACUUGAGGAGUGCUGAAGUCUUUAUGUUAAUAAAAGUUUUUUAAAUGUCUGUGGAAUAUUUUUGCCCCACCCUGCCCCAGCCCCUUCAACCCCCCUCUCCCACCCCCACCCAAGUCCCCUCCCCUCUGCUAUUGAUGAAAGUGCACAGGAUGUGCCAGAGGAGGAGGAAGUUGCCAAUUGGAUCUGAAGUGAGUGAGAGACGUUACUGUAACGCUGCAUCUAAUCUGUUUUGAAUGUUUUGCCUGUUCAUUAAGUUGUAUAGAUUUUUUUAAAUGAAAAGUUCCCUCCCAUUUUGUUUCUGUGGUAGGUUAUUUUCUCACCUGUGUAAUAGAAUGUUAAACAGUGCACUCAAUACAUGAACCCACCGGAGGUUACCUGCUCCCAAUCUUCAUUUCUCGUGGGAGUGUUGCCACUGUAGUACCUCCUAAGACUCGAGCUGUUGCAUCCUUCCAAGCUGCCUGGCUGAAAAUCCAAAUGAUCAUUCUGCUAGCUCCCUACGUGCAGUGCAUGUUUAUGCAACAUAACUGCAGAGCAGGGCUGUCUCUCUGGAAAUGACUGCUUAUAUAUCGCGUAUCCUGGUCAUACCUCAUGCUGGUCAUGAUCCCACUUGUUUCCAUGUCACCAAGUUAUUGUGAUAUUGGUGUACUCAUGUAAUUGUUUAAAGAAAAAGGCUCAUGGUUCAGUUUUAACUUAAGCGAUUUUGCCCGCUCUGUGAUGUUUAAUUUUUACUGACCACGCUUUAUUUCAAAAUAAUAAAAACAAACUCAGUUACAUUAACUAUCCCUUAAAAUGCAACCUGCUCUUGCCUUUUAUUCUGCUUGGUAACAGCUUCACCAUCCCCUAAAUAAAAAACAGUUUCUGUGUCCCCCCCCCCCAACUCCAGAUUUAGCACAGGUCAUAAACAGGAAGAUCCCAUCCAACGUUUGAGUCCGAUGCCUAAGGAUCCAAUCUCUGGUGGAACUACCUGGGGGAAGUUACAAUUAACCUUGAGGUUUUCUUUUUGGCUCAAGUGGGCAAGAGAGGUAUUGGCCUGACUGCAGUCUGGAAGUGGGCUUUAGCAAUGGCAGCAUGGGGCUGAUAAGGAUUGAGUUUGCCUGUUGUCAAAUCUUGCAGAAUGGCAUGCGGAUAAGUACCUGCAGCUCUGUACUCUAAGGGGUAGGUUACAUUGAAAAUUUUGGAGAAAGGAAAUGUUGCUUAUUGGUUCCUGUAGUUUUUACCUUGGGCGUUUUCAACAGUGCCUGAUACUGCUCUUAUAUGAACAGAUUACACCGUAUGAUUGAGAAGGUGGGGAUAUCCUUUAGCAACAAUUAUACCCUGGCAAGUUUGAACGCCCUGGUAUUGUCUUUGUGUGGCAUGCCUUGUGUCAGAAGUUUAUUCUGUCUUCUGUCACUGGUGCUACCUUAGGAAAUCUCUGGGCGCCGACAGGAUCAGAGCAGAGUUUACCCUGUCUCGUUUUUUUUCCCAUUGGUUUGGUACAGACCCAUGCAGUACAGUCACUUCUCUCUUGGCCUGAAGCCAUUUUAUAGUUUGGGUUUAAGAAAAACUUUCAAUUCAGUUCAUCACAAACACUUGUGUUCUUACAAGUGCGAAUACAAAAAACUCAUCCCUGCAAUAUGUUUAGUGAUACAUCUGACCAUCUCAAGGAUAUUGGUGCUCAGAUAUUGCCUGGCUUGUGUGUGGGUGAUCUUAUUCUGUUUGCUGGUAAGGAUCUCAUUUUGACCAACAUAGGUUGCCAAUCUCAACCUGAAGAGUGGAAAUCUUGAAUAUUGUAAAUACUAAGCCUAGCCUUGAUGCAUCAGGAGCAAAGGAUCAAUUCUAUCAUGUCUCCUGACCCGAAGGAACCUGAUCCUUUUACAUAGUUUUCUGAAAACCAUAAUAAAUGCAAACCUUUGAUGAUC